Molecule: messenger RNA, 2222 nt
Organism: Blepharisma stoltei
Lineage: Eukaryota; Ciliophora; Heterotrichea; Heterotrichida; Blepharismidae
Source: the annotation of a GenBank genome assembly
AUGAUAUCAACGCGACUAGAACAAAGAAAUAAUAACUUCCAAAAGCUCCCUGAUUAUUCAAAGCUCCUUCAAAGAAGAGAUGAAGGUGCUGUCGAACUCAGAAAAAAGAAAAGAACAGAAAAUGCUCUUAAAAAAAGAGCGCUUUUAUCAACUGAAGCUCUAGAAGUAUCAUCAACUGUUAUCGAGGGCUCAAGAGAAGUCAUGAAUGUUUUCUAUUCUCCGUCUCUUUUGCAAACAUGCCCAGCUUUGGGAUCUUUUGAUAUUCCUCCAAAUGACAAAACAUUAAUGAUUUUCAAUCUCAUCAAGCAGCCACAGAGUCCUGACAUUCUUAAAGAGUUAAUGAGCCUGCUUAGAAAAAUUCUCUCAGCUGAUCAAAAUCCACCAUUGGCAGAAGCUGUUAAGUCUGGAGUUUCAAAUGUUCUUAUCGAGCUACUGAGAACCGCUUCUUUAGAUAUCCGAUUAGAAGCUGCAUGAUGCAUUACUAAUCUAGCUUAUAGUCCUAAAGAAACAACUGAUUUACUUGUAGAACAAGGCGCAGCACAUGCUUUAUUAGAAAAUUUAGACUCAGAUUCAUUAGCUUUAGUUGAAUUAUGUGUGUGAGGAUUAGGAAAUAUUGCUUCAAAUUCAAUAGAAGAUAGAGACCUUAUAAUAAAAUUAAAAGGUGUCAAAAAAUUAUGCAGAAUUUGUGACAAAAAUAUAUCAAUGGGACUUAUGGCAAAUAUUGCAUGAGUUAUUUCAUGCUUAACAAUGCUUAAGCCUUCUCCAAAUCCUGAACUGUUUUAUGGGGUUUUAGACUACUUGCCUAUGCUUUUCCAGACAAAUAAUGAAUUUAUAAUAGAAGAUUCUUGCAAAAUUUUAGUGUUUUUAUCUGAUGGGAGCCCAGGGCAAAUAGAAGAAGUUGUAAAUACAGGCCUUCUCCCUCGAAUCACAGAAUUGCUGACUUAUCCUGUUAUAGAUGUUCAGUAUUCUGCUCUAAAAAUAUUAGGAAAUGUUGCAGCAGGGAAUGACUCACAAACAGAGUAUGUAAUUAGUCUAGGGUUUUUAGAUAAAAUUGGUGCUAUGCUUACACAAAAGAAGAAAACUGAAAUGAGAAAAGAAGUCUUGUGGACUCUCAGCAAUAUCUUAGCAGGGACUUUAGCUCAAACCAAAAUGAUCAUAGGCAAGCCUUAUUUUCGCGAUAUUGUGAACUUAAUGAAAGAUCCUAAUUUAUCAAUUAAAAAAGAAGCCAUUUGGGCUGUUGUAAAUGCCACAUAUUGCAAAGAUGCUGAUACCAUACUUUCUUUGCUUCAAUUUCCAGUAUUAACGAUGACCCCCCCUCAAUCUUCAUGUCUAUUGCAACAAAAAUUUUUCGAAAAAAUCUUUCAUGCCUGCUGCAACACAACAUUUUUAUAAAAAAAAUUAGUGCAUUUUUCUCUAGGUGAGUUUCUCAAAAAAGCCAUAAAACAGCGCUACUGUAGGUGUAUCAAUGACCUUCUCAUCGAGAUUUGGAUGGCUAUUGUUAUCGCUCGCCAUUUUAUUAAACUUAUCUAGCUAAAAAUACGGAAAAAUUUAAGGAAAAAGACUGCUCCCCCCUGUGGCCUGGGCUGAAACUCCAGUUUCUCGUUAGAGGAAUACCCAUGGGUCCUCGGAUCCAAGGACGUUGUUGAGCACCUCCAUUUCCAACAACAGGAAAGAGCCAAAACCUACUCAGAUACACACUUCUUGAGCCUGCGUCUGAUUCUUGGCUCAAAGCUCGUCCCAGUUCGCUGUAGCCAUAAGGUCUGGGCUGCUGCGCCAAGAGGGCAGGUUGGCACGUGUCGCCAUUUUAAUGUAUAUAAUUGUUGCAAGAGACAUGAAAAUUAUUAUUUUUUUUAUAUAAAAUUUCAUAUUUAAAAAUUGCAUUUUUGUUGCAAUAGACAUGAAGAUUGAGGGGGGGGUCAUCGUUAGAAUAUUUGGUCGAUUCAUUUGAAAUUGAAGAUAUAAAGCUGCAUAGCGUAGUUAUAUCAGCAAUUGAUAAUAUAUUGAAAGCUGGAGAGAAAAAAAAAGAAAAUGGGAGAAAUAUUGCAGCUGCUAAAUUUGAAGAACUCGGAGGAAUUGAUAUUUUUGAAGAAAUAUUGAGAAGGAGAGGACGAGAAGGAAAUCCAAAACUUAACAAAAUUUUGGAAGAGUUUUAUGGAAUUGGUGAGGAGAAUAACGAAGUGGAAAUGAUGACAGACGUUCCUGAGCAUUUUAUGUUUACUUAA